AUCAAGCAAGCACUAGACAAAUUUAAUCAACAUGGUAUACACACAGAGGACAACUUGAAACGAUUAACAAAUCUUAUAACACAAAUACUGGAACAAGAACAAAGAGAAGUUCAAUUGAAAAAAGAACGGGAAGAUUCACACGUGAAGAAGGUGCAAGAAAGAUUGAAGAGUCUACAAAAUAAUACAAACAACAGUGGACCAGCUAACGUUGUUUCAACGGAUGGCAGCACCGGAGAUAAACUAUGGAAAGAGUUUGACUUCAGAAGGACCGCUGCAGUUGGAGAAUUACAUCCUAAAUCUGAAAAAGCUGAAACCUCAGGCACCGAAUCAAUCUCCUCGGAAGAGUCCAUCUACCUCAGAAAUAUCGCUGACUUGGCACUAAACUUUUGUUGCAAAGAAUAUGUACAGCAACAGGAAGAACUGGGUAGAGCACUGAGCUAUUGUCCCAUGGAGAACAGUAUAUUAAAAGACCAGACUGAAGCAGCAAAAGUCUUUCAGGAGGAACUGGAGUCUGAUGUCACACAGUAUCUAUUUCAGAAAUUUCCCCUUGAUUUGUUAAAAGACAGAGAAGGAAAAUUUGUGAUAAAAGAUAAUAAGAAAAUAGAACAGUAUUUAAAAGCUUGUGUUGAUGUGUGCUGGUAUAUACAAGUUCAUCGUAAAGGAGCUAAAUUCGAAUGGGAUAUCCCAAAAAACGCAACUAAAGAGUCAUUUAUCUGUGUUACAACUAACUGUAAAAAAAGCAACUCGUGUGAACAGAGAGUGUGCAGACCCGCCCUUUACCUGAACGGUCAGGUACUGAAUCCAGGGAAAUAUUCCUGCGUAUCUUGUGCUCCCGGUAGUAAUGAUCCUUGUAAAAAGGAGAGUACGGGGGAAAUGAAAGGAGGCACACAAAGACCAUCCUCUGCCAGAAGUGUUCUUAUUCAUUUACCUGAUGGAAAUAUGAAAGAAGCCAAAACAGAAAGCAAAGGCGAGAGCCACGAUAAGAAGAAAGGAUCUCCGAGGAAUGAGAAAUCAACUCCAGAACCGAAGAAAGGUCAAGGUCAGAAAAACAAGGGCGAAGACAAGAAAAGGAAAAAUGAAAACAAUGGUUUGAAUUUCUGACAU
Molecule: messenger RNA, 1104 nt
Organism: Saccostrea echinata
Lineage: Eukaryota; Metazoa; Mollusca; Bivalvia; Ostreida; Ostreidae
Exons: 6
Coding region: 448-1101 (217 amino acids)
Source: RefSeq, a predicted model, not a curated record